GGGCGUGACCUUUAGUUGGUGCGUCGCGUCCGAAACUGACGCAAAACCAAUAACACUGACGGUUCGUUCGGUUGGCGUCUUGAAUGGCCACCAUUCAAGAUGUCGUCGGCCGUGGAACAUUCACAGAGACGGGACGGCCUGUAUUUGUUGCGUUGAGGAGACGAACGGCGAAAUCGAAAUCUGUCUGGCGUGUGGAGGUGAAUGGAUCGCAGCUGAUUUCACAAGUCCUCCCGGACAUGCCCGGAAAAGCACGCUCGCUCCCCGUGUGGCUGCGCGUCUCUGUGCUUCUUGUCGAUUUGGGAACAGGGCUCUAGGGCGGUGUUGGUUGUUGGAGCGGCGACGGGAUGGCAGUUCGAGCCGAUGCUGGACAUUGACAUGUAAUCAAUGAAGCAGAUUUGCUGUGAAAAACUACCACCACUGUCUAGAGUGAUGGCCUUGAGGACAGAAACUCUGGUUUGCAGGAAACAAUAUUUGCUCAAUUAGGUGGUUGUCUUUCUUUGUUUUUGAAAGUAUCAUUGGAACACCUCCAGAGUCCAUGACACGUAUGAAGAAAUUAGCAUGGAGAACGGGCCAGGAAAAGGCGCUGCCGGCCAAAAAACAAUGGCAACAGCCCGCAGGUCAGGACCAGACUCUGAACUGUCCAAAGAAAACGGUUCAAGCCCCCCUGCAGAGAAUGUCAUAUGGAGUGAAAAGUCUGCACUCAAGCACCCUGGCUGGCCAGAGUGGCAGCAUCCGAUUUUCUUCUCCCUCGCUGCCAUUGCUGUGGGUUUUGUGAUGCUUCUAUGGUUCAAAAGCCAAAUGUUGCUCUCAAAGAAAAAGGACUGUGAGGAACCUGAGUCAAUGACAGAAGAUCAGGAUAAAAUUGUGUCUCAGACAUCAAACACAACAGUCGCGGCUGUUGUUUCUGAGGAAGUUUCCAGCCACUGUUGGAAGCUUCAGGCAACUUCAACAGCAGUGCAGGAGACCUGUGUUGCUGAAGCACAGUUGCCAGAGGCACUGCGGCAAAGUGCGGUGGUUGCUGGCCCAAGCACCUCCACAGCUGGAGGUGGAACUCGAUUUGCAUCUGAAGUUCGGCCAGAACCCAUUCGUAUUAAAGCCAAAGGUCUAUUAGAGAGACGUGGGUCCAGUGCUUCCCUUACCAUUGACCUUCACCCAAGCCAGGAGAAUAUCUCUACUCUGUGCGGGCCUACGCGGGAAUGCACCACUGAUGAGUACCUUCUAUCUGCCGGCAACAUGCUGAGUCGUCAGCAAUUACGAAAGUGCCUUGAAGAUGUUAAUGCUCUCCAUAGAGAGUUUUGGGAGAUUCCCUCAAACUAUAGAGAACAUUUGGGUGUUGCUGGAGCAGGUUUUAAGAAUAGGUAUAAAAGUAUUCUCCCAAAUGAACGGACUCGUGUUCAAAUUUCCCCCCCAUGUUUAGGAAUGGCCCCUGGGUCUGCAGAGGAUCAAUUAGCAUGUUAUAUAAACGCUAACUAUAUACGGGGUUACGAUGGUGAAGACAAAGCCUAUAUUGCAACCCAAGGACCUUUGCCAAAUACUAUUGCAGACUUUUGGCUGAUGGUUUGGGGUGAAGGAGUUCCAGUGAUAGUGAUGAUAACAAGAUUUGUUGAAACUUGCAAGUGUAAAUGUGAGCCAUACAUCCCUAUGAAUCCUCAAGAUGAUGGGGACUCACCUCCAGACUCUCCAUCAAUGGCUCAGUCGCUUGGGGGUCCCGGCUCCACAGAAAAGUAUGGUGAAGUCACUGUAACUGUAGAAAAAGUCUCACCCAGAGAUGGCUAUGUUGUAAGGGAGUUAAGAGUGCAGAGAGGUGAUGAAACUCGUAUUAUCCAGCACUACUGGUAUGACACAUGGCCAGAUCAUAAAACUCCUGAUACUGCCAAAAGUAUUGUAGAACUAGUUCGUGAAGUAGAAGCCUUCCGUCAAAAAUCAUUGUCCCAACUGCGAAAACAGUAUGGUGACAAUGUUCCACGUAAAGCUCCAGUCGUUGUUCAUUGCAGUGCUGGAAUAGGUCGCACAGGUUGUUUCCUUGCUGUCGCUAUAGGGACCAUUCAGCUGGCCGAAGAGAACAAUGUUGAUGUGCUAGGCAUUGUGUGCAGACUCCGACAUGACCGGGGAGGAAUGGUUCAGACAGCCGAGCAGUAUGAAUUUAUUCAUAGAGCAUUGAGUGAAUUUGAAAAGACAUUACCAAAUCGCUCCGGAGAGGACUUUGAAAGAACCUUAAGCAAAUCUUCAUGAGAACUGUUAGUGCCAUAUGCCAAUGUACUCAGUAACCCAGCAGAGAGAUGCUUAGCACAAGGUAGUGAUCUGGUUGGUUCUAAAACUUUGAAAUUAAUGGACAAAUCCCCUCAGUAUUUUUUGAGGUGCUAGUGCAGCCAAAUAUGUUUGUAUGAAAUUUGGGAAUGUUUUGAAUUCAAACAACAAAAGUUAUUGGACCAGCAGGUAUUAAACACCUCCCGGGUUCAGACCUCAAGAUCAAGGUGCAAGUUCUCAGCUGCACUAACUGUAAUGUUUCCUGUUUCUGUUUUUACAAUAAUCUUUGAAGUGAGGUUACUGUAGUGCUAAGAAGUAAUUUUAGACAUCCCUGCUUUGUGAUAAGAGUAUUCUUUCUAUUUAAAAAGUUAUUUAUUUGAAAUCAAUAGUUUUUGUAUCACUUGUUUAUAAUUUUUUAAAGUUGGGUUUCAUGAAUGAAUACCUUAUUUAUGACUUUCUCAUAUCAUGAAAUAUUACAAAUCGUGCAGUCUGCUAAUUGUUCAUCGGUGUAUUGUGUCAUCUUUGCUUUGAUCGAGUGCUCUUGAUAUUACACGGAACUUCUUUCAAUUUGAAUUCAAUAUCUAAUAUUUUGGUUUCUGAUAAUGUGUUUCGUUUCCUCUAUACUGCUUAUCUGCACACAUCUAUGUAUGUUCUUACUGCGUGAAAAUUGUGACAGAUUCGGUAUGGAGGAAAUGCCACAGUUCAAAGAUUUUUACAGUACAUAGUGUGCCUGCUUUUAUUCCCAUAGAUAGACUGGAAGUGAGAAAUCUGUGUUGUGGAUAGGGUGUAAAUUAUUUAUUGUUGAAGCAUUUUGCUUCCCCUUGCCAUGUAUGAAGGUGAUAUAAUUUUGAUGUUAGUAAUGCGUGUGUUAAGAUAACACAUGGCAGCUAUGGUCUUGUAGAACUGAUGCAAAUGGUGUGAUGAAUUACAGAUUUUUACCUUUUAUAAUCUCAUGAGGAAGUAUGAAUUAGAAUGUGAUUUAUUGUGAAAUAUUUUAUUUGUCAGCAUGAAUGUGUUUAGGUUAUCUAUAAUCUUAUGCUAAAAUGUGUGAUUUCUGAUAGCUUCAGUAAGUACUGCUCUCAACUCAGGUUUUCAUGUGUGACUUUGUUAAAAUUUUGUAACACAGAUUAUUUUAAACUGUAAUCUAUUGUAAAAAUGUAUGGGAGUUGCGGAAAUUUGCUAGGCAAUGAUGUUGGCGAAUUCAUUCUUAAAAGAAUAAUUUAAUUAGGGGUUGGGGGUUGUGCUUAAUGUGUUCGCUAGAUUACCUGCCACAAGUGUUAAUAAAUAUGAGUUGAGAACAAAUUUGCUGUUGCUGUCAAUGUCAAGUAGAUGACAAUAACGUAACUUGUAGACCUGGUCCCAUUCGGUUUUCAAAUGCAUUCUUAGCAGAGUCCUGCUGCUGAAAUAUUCGCAGAUCCUUGGAGAUCUAGUGAUGCUCAUUUAGAUUAGCCAAUUGUUAUGUUACUCAAGGGAAUCAAGUUAAGAUUUUUCUUUUCUGUUUAUACUUAAUUAUCUAUGGGAUGCCAUUUUUAAAUCUUCAACAAUAAUGGACUUUAACAAUAAUGUCUUCUAAUUUCUUUCAAUUGGAUUUGUAACUUUUGGGUUUUCUGCAUUUAACAUUCAUUUUAGCACUGUGUGAACUUUGUGACACUGUGGCUUGUCAUAGGUAUUUGAAGAGUCUGGCAAAGUUGUUUCUUGUGCCUCUAGAGCAUCUUGAACGCUGAUCUUUCCUGUUAGUGUACCUUUCUUGUUUUGUGCCUUCUGUGUUGAAAGUAGAAAGGAUAUUGUGCUUUUUCAUUCAUUCAUAAUGGAAAGUGUUUUUAAAACUACAUAAAAACUAACAAAGAUACAGGUUUUGCUUCUGCUUGACAAUUGUUAAUUUUUGUUAACUAGGAGUGAGUGAUAUUAUUUCUUGUGAAACUCAGUGUUAUUACCUGUGAAUGCAAUUGAAUCAAAGAAUUUAUUGGUGUUGUAACCAUUCUCCUAGGACAGUUUGAUUUCUGACUUUUACAUGAGGGAUCAACUUCUGUUUCUCCUUGAGGAGACUGCGCACAGAUCAUGUUCACAUUCCCUAUUAUCUGAUGCAAGCUUAAGUUUAUUUAUUCUUUUAAAUCAGUUAACUUUUUCCAUCAACUAGGUUUUAUAUUUUAUUCAUUUUCAAAAUCUAAUGUGAUCGCACAAGAAAAACAGAUGUAAUUAACCUGAUACCCUUGAUUUUUGUCAAGAAAUACCUCAUUUAUCAUAUCUGUGUUGUGAGUUAUUCCACUGUCUUUGUUUCUUUUAACUUGUGGUGUUUUUGGUUCUCUACAACCCUCUAGACUGUGAAUGUUUCAGAAGCCAUGUCAUUUGAUGAGUGGCAGGUCAACAUUUUUAUUCUUCUCUUUUCUGGUGCUAUUAAAAUACCAAACUUGAUCUGUUAACCCUAACUUGUUUGUUAAUUUGGGCAUUGAUUCUGUUUAUCAUGUACUGUUGUCGUUGUGUUGUUCUGCAUACUUCAUUUUGUUUAUGACCUGCCAUGUCAUCUUUGUUUUUCUCAUAGUACAAACAUGUUUUAUCAAAAACUUGUAUGAUAGGGGAUGGUCAUGUUUCAUUAGAGAUUGAUACCAGGACUGUGCCACUUUUAAACUCAUUUCUUUAAAUCUAUAAUUACUUAAAUCUGUGAAUUAAGGCGUAAGUUUGCUCUCUGAUCAUUCAUUGAAAUUAAAAACUGUCUGGCAUUUAAUGGGUAUCCAAAUGUGAGGUAACUACAGCAUGUUAUUUCUGCAUUAUGUGAUAUAGGCUAUUUUUUGAAAUUGACAUCGGUUUACUGUAUUCCUGUCACGAACAAGUGAACAAGUGUCAUGGUUGUAUCAUGAGCAGACAGAAUGUUUUCCAUUUCAGCCUCAUUCCUAGCCCAUUCUGACUUAGUCUGUGAUUUUCUUGGACACAAAUGCUGCACCCUGUGCUUUCUGCAAUUUCAUGGUGCCUAAAUUGAUUCUAUAAAAAUAAUCAUUUUCUUUUCUUUUUUAGAAAAAAUUGAGAAGUGUGUAAUGCACAUAUUUUUGAAUCCUGCUUCACAGGGUCAUGCAGAGUACAUCUUGCCUAGCACACUGUGUGGCUUUUGUGAACAUUGUCAGUUUUCUUACUGAAAAUUGUUACUUUGGACCAGAGUGUGUACAAUCUUGUGUAUAAUUGUGCAAAUCUUGAUUAACAAUAUAGACCACUUUUUAAGUUUGUGUGUCAGCAGACAGUUUGACAAUACCCUUCAAGAAUUUUCUGGUUGUCAUCUCUUCUGUCAAACAUGACCUUUGUAUCAUAGCAAACAAUCAAACUGGAUAUUAAAUUUCUGUACAUAAAUAUGUAUUUGUAGGAAGAGAUAAAUGUAGUGUUAUUUUUUACUUUGUAAAUAGAGAGAUAUUGAAUGUUACAGAUUUAAUUUGUAUAUACUUCUAUUUGUGGCAUAAUUAAAUGAUAUAAAUGAUAUCAACACAUUUGGAGGGCUUUUCUUGCCAUGAAUCUGAUGUGGUGCUUUUCUGCUUGUUAAACUGGAGACUUAUGAUUGUAUGUUUGUCGGCUUUUAUCUUUUAUAUCUUGAUGUACUAUCCUUGUUUGGUGAAAAAUGCAUUCUCCUUGCUUGUGUAUGGAUAUAUGUCAGCCGUUCUUUUCGGCCAGUUUGUUGUUGCAUUUAAUAUUGUUUUAUGUGGUGGACUUUUCCUUAUUAAGCAUUUUUUUCUGUUAGCCUUUAUUCUGGGUAAUUGUCACACAUGUGACCAAUACACAUAGUUUCUGAAGUAAAAUUAUGUUGUGCAAUGUGAUGAGGGGAAUCACAUUUUCCAGUUCAGCGUUCGGUUCACUAACUGGUGAAUCUUCUUUUAUAUUUUUGGAUGGGGAUAGGUUUUGCUUUGACAACAGAUUUUGCCUCGCCCUAAGCCAAGGGUUUAAAGUAGAUUUGAGAUCAUAUGAGUGCUGGAGUUGGUAAUUUUACCUUCCUGUUUACCCUGUAACUAUUGUUGAUGUUACUUGUAGUUUGCUAAGAUACAGUGAAACAGUUUUCUUUGUUUUGUUGUUGUAGUGGCUAUUAUUGCAUAAUUAUGCCGCUUUGAUGCCCUUUGACAUUUCCUUUGAGCUUAGUGUGCUUGGCUAAAUAGUGUUAUUUUUACUCAAUGAAUGUACCUGUUGUCAUGCUUAGCAAGUAGGCAGUUAACUAAAGAACAAAUUUUUCGUCUACAAUGGGACCUUCCCUUGCCUGCAGCUUCCUGUACUCUUUUUAAGAAAAUUCUUCUGUCCAUGUUCAAAAUUAUAAUGUUGGUGCCUGAUGUGAUUUUAACCCAUUUUUAAUUUAUCACUUACUUUUGCUCUCAGAUCAGUGCUUAUGAAUGUUUCACAAGAAGCAAUGUGCUGCCAUCGCCAAAUAUAGAAACACUUCCAGGUAUACAAUGAGCAGCAAAUUGCUUUAUAGCCCUGGCCCUGAGCCCAAGUCUUCUUGAAAUGAUGAAAUCUGAUACUUUGUGUGCCUGAACAUUUCAUAAUUAUGAAUUUGCUUAUAGAAUCUUUACAUAAUAGAGAGCACUAUUAUACCUUUUUGUCAAGCAGUAUGUUGAACAUAUCAUCUAAACAUACCAGAAGAAUGUUAUUUUUCUGAAUGGGCUUACCUAGAUGUAGAAGAACUGCUGUGCUAGAACAAUACCGAUCAGAUGACAGUAUCUCUUAAAGAUGAAUGUUUGUGGUGUGCUGUGUCUCACAUAGAACAUUGGGUGCCAACAUUUUAAAGAAACAUGGAAAUCAUCUCUUUAUAUUUGAUUCUGCUUUGUUCCUUUUAGAUACAAUGUUUCCACUCACAAUCAGUACUUAAAAGUGUGUAAUUGAGUCCGCCAGUGUUCCCAAUUAAAGUCCCUAUAUUUUGUAUAAUAUGAAUUUUUCAUUGGUUCUGUAUUGGAUACGCUUAAAUUGUCUUAAAAUAUUAAUGGUUUAUAGUUGAUAUUAUUUUCUAGGUGUGACAUGCUUUUAUUUUCCCUGAUUUAUAAUUAAGUAUGUAAGUAAACUUAGUGUUCUCAUUUUGUCAUGUGGGUCAACUAUGAAUGGAGUCCAAAUAAAGAUUUAUGAAGCAUUGUUGCUCAUCAGGGGUUCUGCAUUUUACGGCAUUUAUGGAGUACAAAAGUUUGAUAGCUCAGUUCUUUCCCUCCUUUGAUAAAAUGUUACACAGUUGGAACUCAAACAAGAUUGUUUAUUGUCUUCCUAAUUCAAGAUUUUAACCAUUUUUAUUUGUAUAAGCAUUUUUGUCUCUAGGUUUCUGGCUGUAAUUAUUCCAUCCUCUCAAAGUAGUAUAAUCUACCAAGCUCUUUUUCUUCAUUGGCACUGAACUUCCACUAUUGUGAGAAUGGAAAAGACAUUGGUUCGAUUCAUCAUCAGCUAGCUCUGUUCAUGGUUGUGCUCAAGUGUGUGGCAAUAAGUGCAAAGAACGAAGUGUAAGAAAAUGUCAAUCCUGAAAACAAGUUGUUUCUUACGCAAGUGCUGUCCUGAAAUUUUGAAUUUCUUGUUGCAAAAAAACAAAAUGUUUGUGUGAAGAAAAGUAAAGUGCUGUUUUGUUGCUGAUUUUUCAGAUUAUUUUAUUUGAUGAAGUUGUAUUUGAUGAUUUGGGUGUGAAGCUUAACAAGCUGAUGAUAUAGUCAACCAAGGAAAUAAAGCAAAUUUACCAACA
Thrips palmi is the source of this 7924-nucleotide messenger RNA. Its product is annotated as tyrosine-protein phosphatase non-receptor type 5-like. Gene Ontology annotation, biological process: protein dephosphorylation. The record is from RefSeq and is a predicted model, not a curated record. Bases 559 to 2232 code for a protein of 557 amino acids. NCBI's taxonomy places the organism in Eukaryota, Metazoa, Arthropoda, Insecta, Thysanoptera, Thripidae. The transcript has 9 exons. Gene Ontology annotation, molecular function: protein tyrosine phosphatase activity.